This is a messenger RNA of Monoraphidium neglectum, 657 nucleotides long. RefSeq lists its product as hypothetical. The transcript has 5 exons. The annotation marks the transcript as partial. The record is from RefSeq and is a predicted model, not a curated record. NCBI's taxonomy places the organism in Eukaryota, Viridiplantae, Chlorophyta, Chlorophyceae, Sphaeropleales, Selenastraceae.
AUGGACCCCUAUGGCAGCAUCCAAGGCAUUGUUCCCAAUGAGCUCGCAGGAGUGCCGCAGGAGGUGCUCGAGGAAUAUGUAAUACAGCGGCUGCGCCGCUUCGCGCCCGACUUUGCCGCCGAACUCGGGGGGCCGCGCAGCAGCCAGCUCGAAAUAGAGGGAGCGCUGCUGCGCACCCUGCAGCGCCAGGCGCCCCCGCCCACAGCGGCCACGCCGGCGAUGUCGCAGGCGGCGGCGCCAGCCAUGUCCAUGAGCGUGGCGAUGACGCCGCCGCUGCAGCAGCAGCAGCAUCACCACUACGCACAUCACCACCACCAGCAGCAGCAGCAGCAGCAGCAGCAGCAGCAGCAGCAGCAGCACGAGCAGCAGGCGUCGGGCCAGCUGUGUUUCACGCACGACUGCAAGUACAUCGGCUGCCGCGACCGCACCUGCGCCUUGUGCCGCAACAACCCCCACAAGAAGUGCGCCGAGGACGACAACUUUGAUGAGGCGUAUGCAGACGGCCAGGUGCUGCGCUCCAAGUGUGAGGCGGACAUACGGGUCGCGCUGCGCGGCGGCGUGGGGCUGGGGGCGCAGGAGGUCCCCGGCCUGCUGAUCAAGCUGAGCAUCAUCAACGGCGACAGCACCGGCGUGUCGGAGCUGCUGCUCGACCCUAAU